Clonostachys rhizophaga is the source of this 1767-nucleotide messenger RNA. The record is from the annotation of a GenBank genome assembly. NCBI's taxonomy places the organism in Eukaryota, Fungi, Ascomycota, Sordariomycetes, Hypocreales, Bionectriaceae.
AUGGCGGAUCUCGAUGAGGAUCUCCUCGAUCUUGCUGGAGGUGACUCUGGGGACGAGGGCUCGAUAGCCGAGAGCAGAGAGCGCUCUGUCUCACCUCCGCCCAAGAAGAAGUCGAAGAACGCGUCCGCGAAGAAGACUAAACGGCGCACCGGUGAUGAGUCGGAGGAGGAAGGCGAGGCGUCUUCUGAGCCUCGAAGUCCUGGUUCUGAUGACUCUGCGCCCAUGGAUGAGUCGGACUCUGAAGCUGAGCCAUCACGCGCGAAAAAGGACGAUGACUUCAAUGACAAGUAUCCCGUCGAGGGCAUGUUCGUGAGCCAUGCCGAGAAGGCUCAGAUUAUGGCGCUGGGCGAAUUAGAGAGAGAACAGAUCCUCAACGACCGAGCGACUGAACUCAACAAUGCGCAGGUGAACCGUCGCCUGCGCCAGAUGGCCGAGAACACGGAGCGCCAGGCCGCCCAGAAGCGCUCGGCCGAUGCUGCAGAGCUCGACGAGGGCACACGGACGGGCUCGCGACAGCGAACGGACAAGGACGAGACUGCUAUCGAGUCUUUCCGACGGGCUCGGGCCGAUAAGAAGAAGCGCAGGGAAGACCAGGAGAGACGACGGGACAAAUACUCUCCUCGAGCACAUUCGCCAGGCGCGGAGAGUGACGACAGCUACGGGCGGGCGAAGAGCCGCACUCCGGAGCCUGAUGAGACCAAGGAUCUUCCUCCACCAGAGCUACGCGAUUACGACAGGGUCAGACUAGGUCGUAACGAGUUUGCCCAAGUCUGCUUCACACCUGGAUUUGAGGCCUCUAUCAUCGGGUGCUAUAUUCGAAUUGCUCUCGGUCCACACCCUGAGACCGGCAUUGACCAAUAUCGCAUGGCUCUCAUCAAGGGAUUUACAACUAGCCGGCCCUAUGCGCUGUCGGGGCCAAAUGGCUCUUUUGUGACGGAUCAAUACGUCAAGGCCGCCCACGGCAAGUCUUCUAAGGAAUUUCCCUUUAUUGCAGCCUCAAGCGGGAAGUUUACAGAGGCCGAGGUCAGCCGCUAUCAAGUUACGUGCCAUAACGACGGAGUGACACUGCCCACAAAGGCGUUUCUCUCUGACAAGGUUGAUGACAUCAACAACCUGAUCAACCACAAGUGGACAAAUGAGGAAAUCAAAGCGCGUCUGGCUCGAAAGAAUGAGCUGAUGAAGCGCUUUGACCCAUCCGAGCGCGAGCGAGUAUCUCGCCUUUUGGAGGAAGCCAGAGAGAGGGGAGAUGACAACAAGGCCGAGGAGCUGCAAGAGCAGCUCGAUAAGCUGGGCUCACAGCGCCUGGCAUUUAGGACAAGCCUCGGGGCGAACAAGAACUCUGCGUCUAAGAAGCAGACGGAGCAAGAUCGUCUGGCCGAGCGAAAUCGCGAAAACCGCCGUCUCAACGCCGAGGCUGUGCGCAAGGCUCAGCUCAAGGAGAUGGCACGGACCCGUGAGAUCGAGCAGGCCAUAUCGCGCGGUGAGCUGGUCGAGGACGACCCGUCCCGACGUGUCAAGACGAAGGCCAAGUUCGUGCACGACGUCAACGAGAAGUCCGCCAAGAAGGAUGCGGCCGACGCUGCUGCCGCAAGCGCAGCCGCCAACGGGACGCCCAAGGGCAACACCACCAAGUCGAUGCCGUCUCAUCUGGCGAAGCUCCAAGAAGAGAGCUUCUCGGAGAAGAAAGGGCUGCCGGGAAUCCACAAGCCCCUGAUGGACGACGAUGUCAUCGGAUCGCUCGACCUGGACAUCGACGUGGAAAUUUAA